Molecule: messenger RNA, 3740 nt
Organism: Hypomesus transpacificus
Lineage: Eukaryota; Metazoa; Chordata; Actinopteri; Osmeriformes; Osmeridae
Product: protein Aster-B-like
Exons: 20
Coding region: 429-2756 (775 amino acids)
Biological process (GO): intracellular sterol transport
Cellular component (GO): plasma membrane; endoplasmic reticulum-plasma membrane contact site; endoplasmic reticulum membrane
Molecular function (GO): sterol transfer activity; sterol binding
Source: RefSeq, a predicted model, not a curated record
UAAGUGAGGAGCAGCCAUGCUCUUUGCACCAAGCAUCCGACAGAUAGAGACAGACAGGAGGAGAGAAGAGGGAGCCGUACACGGAGGAAAAAAAGGGUGGGAGAAAAAAAUGGUAAAGAGAGCAGGGCAAGGGGACUGAAUGAGUUUGCAGCAGUCAUUACAUACAUUUAUAAAUUAUCCGGUGGAGAGUGAAGAGAAAUAGAAGAAAAAGAUGCGGUGGAAAGGGAGAGACGGCGAGACCGAAGGUAGCCAUGAAAUGGUCUUCUAAAGCAGAGCUCCAAAGAUUUCUGAACUCUCUCUCGGCUAGCUUUCUGUUCUCCACUUCACCUUCAGACCCUUUUGCUUGGGAUGGAAGGGAGGCAGCUCCUCCCACUGCUCUUUUCUCCUCCUCCUCUUCCAACCGAGCUGCUCUCUAAAUUCAUGGAUGAAUGAAGAGGAGAGAAACUGACCGGGCUGGCUUAGUCCUUCAUGGCUACAGCCCUGCAUGUAACUCAAACAAGAGCACACCCGCUUGCUCACCCAUCCUACACAAACGCCCUCGCUCACCGCUGCCCCUGCAGAGCUUGGAGGGAGAGGCCAUGGUGGAGAAGGGCUGUGACCACUCGGACAAGUCUCCCCCUCCAGAGCCCCUGGGGCAGCGCACCUGUAGCCACUCGGUCCACGGCAACGCCACGCGAACCGGGGGUAAGAACUCCAAGAAAAGCCAGAGCUGGUACAACGUUCUGAGCCCCACAUACAAACAGCGCAAUGAGGACUUCAGGAAGCUCUUCAAACCUCUCCCCGAUACAGAGCGCCUCAUCGUGGACUAUUCCUGCGCGCUGCAACGCGACAUCCUUCUGCAGGGUCGCCUAUACCUGUCUGAGAACUGGAUCUGUUUCUAUAGCAACAUCUUCCGCUGGGAAACGCUGCUGACAGUAAGGUUAAAGGACAUCUGCUCCAUGACUAAAGAGAAGACAGCACGCCUCAUUCCCAAUGCCAUCCAGCUGUGCACUGACAAUGAAAAGCAUUUUUUCACCUCCUUUGGGGCAAGGGACCGAACUUACAUGAUGAUGUUUAGACUGUGGCAAAAUGCUCUGCUAGAAAAGCCCUUGUGUCCCAAAGAACUAUGGCACUUUGUCCACCAGUGUUAUGGCAGUGAGCUGGGCCUCACCAGCGAUGACGAGGACUACGUCCCCCCGGACGACGACUUCAACACCAUGGGGUACUGUGAGGAGCUGCAGGCAGAGGACAGCGAGGCCAGCGACCCCGCCCGUUCAGAGGCCAAGCCUGAGCUCAGCCACCUGGCCCUACCCCUGCUGGACCCCCUGGGCAUCCCCCCCCUGAACCCCCUGGCUAUCCCCCCGCUGGACCCCCUGGGCAUCGCCCCCCUGGACCCCCUGGCCUGUCUGGUCAGCCCAGACACAGCCCUCCCUUACGACUUGCUCCCAUUGGACAAUUUUUCCCCCUGUCUCCCCGAUGGUGAACUCCUGACCCUUCCGUUGCUGGGCAACAUGAACAGUGGUCUGAGAAGCCGACCACCCUCCCCUUCGCUGGACUUCAAUGAUAACGAGGACCUGCCCACCGAGCUCAGUGACUCCUCCGACACACACGAUGAAGCAGGGGAAGUGCAAGCAUUCCACGAGGACCUCAACGGCCGUCAGUACAUAAACGAGGUCUACAAGUUCAGCGUAGACAAGAUGUACGACAUCCUUUUCACAGAGUCUCGCUUCAUGAAGGACUUCCUUGACCAGCGCAGGUUCUCAGACGUAGUCUAUCACCCAUGGAAGAAAGAGGCGGAAGGCAACCAGACCAGAGACAUCAUGUACACCAUCUCUCUCACCAACCCUCUGGCCCCAAAGUCUGCCACCGUCACUGAGACCCAAACUCUGUUCAAAGCCAGCCAGGAAAGCGAGUGUUACAUCAUUGAUGCAGAAGUGAUCGCUCAUGAUGUCCCCUACCAUGACUACUUCUACACCCUCAACCGCUACAUGCUCACCAGGGUGGCCAAGAACAAGUGUCGACUCAGGGUGUCCACUGAGCUGCGCUACAGGAAGCAGCCAUGGGGCCUGGUGAAAGGCUUCAUCGAGAGGAACUCCUGGAGCGGUCUGGACGAGUACUUCAGACACCUCGAGGUGGAGCUGGGUAAAGUGGAGGUGGUCCUAACACAGCCACACAGACUGUCUCCGAAGGCAGUGAGGAGGAGGAAGAGAGUGUUGGUGCGGCCCCCCCAGAUGGACCAGGCUCUAGGCUCCCUGACAACCCCCGAGGACGACAAGGAGGUCAUCCACUUCAUCAAGCGUGUGGCAGGUUCCACCCAGACCAGACACAUACCAGACCCCGUCCCAGGUGGCCUGGCACUCUACAACGUCUCCAAGCUGCUGCUCCUCAUCAGCCUGGUACAGAUGGAGUGUUGGAGAGGGAACAUAAACAUCUUGUUUCAUCACUUGGUUUUGGUGUUCCUAGUGCUGCUGGUGUUUCUGAACAUGAUGCUGUUCUACAAGCUAUGGAUGCUGGAGUACACAACACAGAGUCUGUCUUCCUGGCAAGACCUCCGUCCUCCAGAAAGUAAACUGCCCCAGACUCAGCAAGAGUUGACAAAGCUCUUAGAGACGCAGCAGCGUUACCAUGACAAUGAACUGCAGAAAUGGAAAGAGAUCAUCAAGACUUCUGUCAUCCUGCUGGAUGAGAUGAAGAGCUCGUUACUGAACCUGCAGAAGGGCAUCGGCUCGAGGGACUAUAAUUCAGAAUCAUCAGAGAAGAGGACACAAUAUCACUGACAAACAAUCCUAAGGCAAAAUGGACAUUAUGUGCAAUAUACAACCAUUUCUGGUGGCCCACAACCUCUAGGAAUUCAAAACAAACUUGGUUGAGGAGCGUCUGUCGACUGCAGUGCGGUCUGUCGACUGCAGUGCGGUCUGUCGACUGCAGUGUGGUCUUGUGAAAAAUCCCAAUCCGGUUUCUCUUUUUUCAAAGAAUGUUGUAAUGUUUGUUGAUGCCACUGAUGGAAGAUAGUCACAUUGAAAUCAGCUUAUUUUGUCUCAGACUCGGUAAAGUUGAAAACACCUGAAGUAUCCGUUUUCCACCCAGCAUUGGAAUCUGGGAGCAGGUUUCAGCCACAGCAGAACCACAAUCCGCUUCCUCUCCAGAAGCAGCCAAUAUAUGUUGUCCACCUAACCCUAACCCUUACUGACAGAUGCCCCAACUCUGAGAAGAGAGCACCUUUUAGCCCCGAUGAUAUUACUGUUAACAAUUACAACAGGGUUCGGCAGACUAGAACCAGAUGAGAAUUAUAACAGAUCUGCAGCAGAUAUGGAUGCAUAUAAUUACAUGUAUAAUAUUUCAUAUGUUAGUUUUAAUUGUGUCCAUUGUGGCCAGGGCUUAUUUAUAAUAUGCUUCCGUGGCAUGUCAGGGCUGGUUUCCCUGAGAGCUUGUGUUGCCAUGCAUUUUUUAAGGCUUAAAUUGUCUCUACUUGUAGAGUUGCUCUGUAGAGUUGCUCUUGUAGAGUUCUACGAUGCUCUGUCCUGUUUUACUGACUCGUUGGAAAACCUAGCUUGGCUGUUAGCAUUAAAGACAAUGUAUGGGACUAUUUAUUAGCUUCAGUAUAGAUGUUGUUAGUGUUCUAAUGUCUAAUGUUUAUCCAACAUUAUGCAUGACAAAUUGUUAAAAUCUUAACUGCAGCAAAACAUUCUUCUUUUAAUCCUUCUUUCAAUGUUGUUGCUUUAACCUGGGAUCAGGUUAUAAAAUGGACAGUGGUUUCUCUG